UUCCACUGUUCAGCACAUACCGUUAAAUUGGCAUGCAGCCUACGCUUGGGUCCUGUAGCAGGAGACUGCGCUGCUUUUGAAAAUGUUGCCGUCUUCUCACCGGAGUAACCUCGGACAGCAGGGCAGGGUUGCAUUAUUUUACCUUAUGUGCGGUAUUACAGGUGUGUGGGGCAGUCAGGUGGUGGUGCCUCAGAGGGUGAACGCUGUGCUGGGGAAGAAUGUGACAUUAGAGUGCAGAGUGGAGGUGGGCACAAACCUUACUCUUACUCAGAGUUGCUGGGAGCGCCGUCUGCCUUCAGGCUCUGUCACAGUGGCUGUCUACAACCCACUGUUGGGCAUCUCCAUCCCCCCAGAAUAUAUCCGUCGCUUGUAUUUUCGCUCACCCUCCUCUCAUGAUGCCACCAUCAUACUGGAAAACGUGGGCUUUUCUGAUGUUGGGAUCUAUACCUGUAAGGUUGCUACAUUUCCUCUGGGAAAUACUCAAGCCUCCACUACUGUCAAUGUACUCGUGGAGCCGAAGGUCUACGUGUCUGCAGGCUCAAGUGCCCUGAUCGACGGUGGCAAUGAUACCGUGGUGGCUACCUGUAUUGCUGAGCGGGCCCGGCCCCCUGCUGAGGUGUCCUGGGAGUCCAACCUUUUUGGCCAGUCAGAAGUGCAGCUAUUUGACGAAGUCAACGGCACUACCAGCACACAAGUGAGCUACCUCUGGCAGCCCACACGUCACGUCCAGGGCCACACGCUCACCUGUGUUGUGCGCCACCCGGCUCUGCAGAGUGACUUCAGGAUCCCCUACCAACUCAAUGUGCAGUUUGCUCCUGAUAUCUCAGUUGUGGGCUACGAUGGAGACUGGUACGUGGGUCGGGAAAAUGUUCAAAUGACGUGCAAAGCCAAUGCAAACCCACCGGCUCAUCACUUCAGAUGGAUAAGAUUGGACAGUGAAAUGCCAGAAGGGGUGGAAAUAAUGAACAGCACUUUGCUCUUCCUGCGUCCUCUCCAGCGGAAUGACUCUGGAGUUUACAGGUGUGAGGUUGCCAAUGACAUCAACCUUCGCAGUCGGGAUGUGCGCAUUCUCAUACAAGAUCCUCCCACCAUGCCUUCCACCAUUACUGCUCCUGUCCUAACUGGCUCUGCCUCCUCUACCUUAGUGGAUGAUAAGGGGCAUGUCCUAAUCAGCUCCCCCACACUUGAAGCCCUACCUGAGAGUAAUCUUGGUUCCAUAGUGGGUGGGGCUGUGGGCGGGGCCUUGUUCCUCCUGCUGCUGCUGUGUCUGGUUGGCGUGUGUUACCUACGGAAACAGCAGACCUUCCACGGGAACUACUACACCAAGCAGUACCUGGGCGCUAAUGACCUCCAGAAAGCCCCCACGCAGCACGAGCUCCACCCUACCAAAGCUGGCAGCAGCUCCCACCAUCAGGACCACGACCGUGAGGAGUGGGGCGACCGCCAGCUCAAACAUGAGCGCGACCGUCGUCACCAUAGCAACUACAACGGAGAGGAGUAUCCCUCUAAUGGCUACACUAGGGCGAUGAGGGAGAGCAGUCACCACAGCCAUCAGCAGAAUCAGCACUGUGAACACACACAGUAUUCUAGUCCACGGCAGGCCAGAUGUGCCAGAUACCCUCAUUCACCUAAACUGCAGGGAAACGGCGCCCCCUACCUGUCGGAUGAAUGCUACGAUAGCGGGCCUGAGGGUGACUAUGUCUCUCAUACAGACGGGUCUGUCAUCUCACGUAGGGAGUGGUAUGUUUGACAAGCUUCCUCGUCCUGCAGGGGCAGAAAUACGACAGAAACCAGAGGGUUUAAAUUAUUAAAUUAGUUAACAACACAUUAUUUCUCUUGUGUACACACAUGCACACUUCUAUUAAUCUCAAUUCUAUAGUUCCCUUGUUUUUGUUCAAGUGUCCUGGUCGGUGCUUGAGAUAUAAUGUUCCUGUUCUUGAUAUGGACAGACUGUGGACUGCAUAGCCGCUUUGACAGUCAACAUCUACAUGCCUGCAGAAGUCGGGCAUGUCACUAGUUUGUUUAUGUAGAGACUAACGAAAGAUUAUGGUGUAUGUUCUGUCUCUGCCUUACUACAUGGACUGCAACUUUAUUUAGCAUUACUAAUUUCUUUCAGUUGAAUGGAAGCCCUGGGGGCUUACGGACCACACAUAGUUGUUGUAGAAGAACUUACUUCUUUGUUGUUGUUUUUUUGUUUUCUACAAAAUCAGCCUUCUCAGGCUAUGUGACACUCAUUUUCUAUGUGUAGAUCAUGAUUGGCUAAUAUUCAAGAAUGGUACAGAACCUGUGACUGGAAGUACAUCCAUGAAAUUCAGAUGGUCACAGGUCCUUUUUCCAAACCUCAGUAGAACACAGCAGAGGCAUAUAAUUUAAAAACAAAAAAGAAUUUGUCUUGGUGACAAAUCAGAAUUCCUUCAUGACUGAUGACCUCUCCGUAACAUAUUGCACUGCCUUUUGCAAAACUUUAUAAUGGACGACCACAUCAUUUGUUUUCUACUAAAAUGUCUACUCUUUAUGUAACUUUUACCAUGAUGGGACACUUGUGAGCUUGAGGACUUGACCCCUGAUGUCCUAGCAGUGUCCUUUAAAACUGAUGGCCUAGAGUGGGAACCUUAAGAGCAUUUCUACUGUAUGUCCUCCGCUCAUCUUUUAUCCCCAGGAGGGAGAGGUGGAGAGAGGGCAUGCAGGGAGGCCUGCAUGAACGAGCAAUGGUCCACUGUAACAACAGACUGGGUUUAUUGAACAGCCGAGCCUUGAUAUGCAAAUGUGCUACAGAAUAAUGCAAGUUUAAAAAAACUGGAAUAAUGUUCAUUCUGUUUAACCUUUUUUAUAAUUUGUCAGCCUUUUUUGAUUUGGAGUUUCAGGGUAGUUGUUCUCUUUUGUUAGCCACAAACACAUUCUUCUGUCGUCUGCCAGAUGAUAAUUUGCACUCUGGCAACAAACCAGGGCUCUCAGAAGUUCAAGAGUGCUAUCAGCAGGGGCAUUGUUUAAAGCAGGCUACAGUAUGGCAGCCACCGUAUUCUGGCCUCCUAGUCACAAAGUAUUUUGUUACACAAAGAAGUCAUUCAUGAGUGCAGCCAGUACACCCUACCACAAAUAUCCAAUGGACUGGAUUUCACUACUCUGAGUAAUCUGUCGAAACAAGACAUGACUGUCACUUACAAUCUGAUGCAUUAAUAGGCUUAUUGUCGCUUAUGCACGUGUGCAACUGCACACUCUAAUCAUGUUCACCAGUUCUUUUCAAAUUAAGCAUUUAUUAUUACUAACACAGUAAAAUAUAUGAUAUAUAGACAAAUCGGGCCUUUUGGGGUGGAUGUCCUGUCACCUGUGGUUAUCAAAACCUCAGUUGCACUGAUCAUUAAAUCUCUCACUCAUAAUUACUUUCAGUAGCCAUAAAGUAAUACACCCUGUUUUAUUUUCUCUGAAAAGGGUUUCAGGCUGGAUUUACUAUUAAAUCAUUUGUAACCAGCCACCUUUAAUUGCUAAUUGUUGCAGGACAUACCAAGUACUGUGAUUGUGUUUAGGAGGAAGUGUUUUACAUGUCAGUGUAAUUUGGGUUAUGGAGCCCCAUUGUAGUUCUGGUGUCAAACUUAGAUAAAUCUUAUUAUAGAUUUAAAGAUACAUUUCUGUUAUUGUAUGUGAUCAGAUACACACACACACACACACACACACACACACACACACACACACACACACACACACACACACACACACACACACACACACACACACAAUCUAAAGUAUUUCAGCACAUGCACGGAUUUACCAGGAGGAGAUCCAACAGUUUCUUUCAUGUACACUAGUGUUUGUGAAUACAUGCUGACUUUUAGUAGUAUGGUCACCUAUACGAUAUUUGCUGCCAAAUGCCAAAUAUUUGUUUAACUUGUAUGUAUAAAUAUAAUGAUGACAGUGUGUCACAUAAGUAUUGCCGUCUAGCUGACAACUGAUUAUAAGCUUAUAUACAUGAUUAACGUAUCACUGUUGUAUACAAGGCCUUGUAGCCUGAAAUAGAAGUGAAAAGAUGCUUUAGGCCACUUUAAUAUUACAGUAACAGUCGUCAAAAUGGGAAAUAGUUAUGUUAUGAAGUCACACUAAUUCUUUGCAUUUGAUAAUGUGCCACUGUAACUUGCAGAGAAUAUGAUCCAUAUACUACAAUUCAUGUUUCAACUGUUGUUUCAACCGCUGUGCAGUCCACUAGGACUACUUUAUCUCCAUAAACAGAAGCUGUCCAUUCCAAUAACUACCUAAAGUGUCAGUGCUCUCCAGUUACAUUAACAUAAUUCCCUACUUACCACUAGUGGUGUACAUAAAGCUUUUAGUGUAAUAUGGCCAGGUUUUGAGAUUUCCAUCUCUGAGAUCUGUGUUUCUUUGUAAUUUGGGUCAACUGAGACUUUACUGGGAGUGUCCAAAAUGAAGUGUACAGUUGGCAAUUUGUGAACUACAAUACCACAUUUAGAUUGUUAAAUUAAAAGUAUGGUUUUUAGGAGUGGCCGCACUGCUGACGCCUAUUCAUUCUGUCUUUCUGGUCACUUUCACAUAAAAACAGGAAGCGCAGCAGCUUAAUCCCCUUCUUGUGUUUGCUUCUAUGCACUAAGACGGAAAUUCUACUAAUCAAUAUACUGUUUUUGCUUGACUCGUCAGUUUGCAGCCCUAGACCUGGAUUAAUGAAGAUCUUUUGUACGGUGACAUUUUGUAUAGAGAUCAACUAUUAAUAUCUUUACCUUGAGAAAUGUCCUUCACUUUGGGUUGAGAAGUACAACUAGUGCCUUAGAUACCUAGAAGAAGUGUGUUUUCUUAUUGUUUACUUAUGGAUUAAGAACCUGCUUUUUUUUUCUCUGUGUGAUUUAUUUGCUGCCUUUUUUGUUUAGAUUUUCACUGCAUACAUGUGUCUUAGGAGGACUCCAUAGUGCCAUAUUCACUUUUCUGCCCUUGUCACAAUGACGGUUAAUGACGCAGUAUAUUUGUGACCCUAGAGGCAUUAAAACACACACAAAAAGACAAAGCUUGAAUGAACUUUGAUGUAAAGUGAGUUAAAUCAUCUCUACUUCACAGGUAUCUGUCAGGGGUUUUUGGUUUCUGUAGAAUCACUGUUGUUCAAAGGAGAAUUACCUUCAGUCAAUGAAAAGCACCUUGUGCUCAUGUUUGUUUUUUGUAUAUACAGAAGAAAAUGUAAGUUUCUGGAAGGAAAAAAAAUAUUUAUGUCUGACGACAGUGCAGUAUUAUUUUGUCAAUCUUUUUGAGAUACUUUAGUUCAAUAAAGCACCUUAGCACCUGUGA
Molecule: messenger RNA, 5277 nt
Organism: Micropterus salmoides (largemouth bass)
Lineage: Eukaryota; Metazoa; Chordata; Actinopteri; Centrarchiformes; Centrarchidae
Gene: nectin3b
Product: nectin cell adhesion molecule 3b
Exons: 6
Coding region: 83-1750 (555 amino acids)
Biological process (GO): homophilic cell-cell adhesion; heterophilic cell-cell adhesion
Cellular component (GO): apical junction complex; adherens junction
Source: RefSeq, a predicted model, not a curated record